AUGUUUGUAAAGAGGACGUUGUUAGCUGUUGGUGGACUGGCCAAUGUUGUGCAUAAUCCUCAAGCUACGGAUGUCUGUGGAUGCCAAGUCUCUAGCGACCUCAAGAUCUUGGUCAACUGCCUGGACCAAAAGGUAGCAGACGGGUCGUGCACAGAUCCGCUCCUGUUGGACACAAUUACGUAUAGUGCCGCGGCAGAUGUUUGCCUCCGCGAGGGUCCUGUCACGAGCAGUUUGGUGGACAGCAUCUCACCGAAGGUUAUGAAGUCCGUAACCGUGGCCAUCGACCCGAUGGCACACAUGGAGUUUUCGGCAAUGCAGGUGCAAGUUGACCAACUGUGUACGGGCCUGCUGGUCACUACAGGCAACGUCACCUCCGACACCUCUGCUCCCGACAGCUUUGAUUCCGAUCGCACUACCACCAAGGCCACCGAAAAGAAUGCUACGGAUGCUCAAUGUCCCACUUUAAAGACCAUUAAUGGCUAUACUAGUAUGAACUACACUUUUGACGACGAUAGCAAAAUGCUAACUGUCAAACCGGAAACCGGUGACACGUGGACCGUCUCAGAUGCACAGUACUUCCAGCUUUGGGUGGAGGGCUGCACUCUCGUAGACGACUACCAAGCCGUGGCGCUUAGCACUGUUUAUGAACCGGUCCUGCCGCGCACGCAGGGCGUCAAGGGCCUCUUUGGCGCAGCCUCCUUCGCGACCGCGUUCUUGGUACUUGUCGGUUUGUCUUGA
Molecule: messenger RNA, 738 nt
Organism: Gregarina niphandrodes
Lineage: Eukaryota; Apicomplexa; Conoidasida; Eugregarinorida; Gregarinidae
Exons: 1
Coding region: 1-738 (245 amino acids)
Source: RefSeq, a predicted model, not a curated record